GUGACGUCGGUGUUGGCAGUGCGACGGAGGCGCGAACGAUAUGGAGGAUCGGUGGCGAUUCUCGUAGCCGUAGCGAGGACGUCGUGGCAGGAUCGUCGAGAUGGGCAACAAUGGAAGCAGUUCGCGGGAUCAGCAUCAGGCGUCGUCCGUGUGCUCGAACGGGCCGACGACGACGACGACGACGACGACGACGACGACGGCGGCGAUGGCGGAGGGAACGAAUCGCGGCUGGUCCCAAUCGUUCCCUCGAGAGCUGACCAGGCAUCGGUCGCAACCGACCGCUGCUCGCAAGGUUCUUCCCGAGCCACCGAAUCAGAGGCUACGCGCCACCGACAACGGAAGCAUCAUACACAACGGCGGAACGAUCAGCGGUCGUAGAGCACCGACGUUCGCCUCGUCCCGUGACCUCGCCAAGCGCAACGAGCCGCCGACGUUUCGAGACAGGAGCUGUUCCGCCUCCAACCUCGUUCAUCCCCGUUCGAGAAAGAUCGACAGACACUGCUGUCGCUAUCGCGCCGACUCCACGCCUCAGUCGGACGGGAUUCCUAAUUGCGGCAACGAUCUGAAAAGAUUCGGUAGCGAGCCCGAUCUUCGUUACUCCCCCGACCUCGUUUGUUCCUCCGUCCCGGACCACCGAGCUACAACGGGCAACUCGAGCAACAGGCAGGAGACGCGUACCCCAGCUUCCGGUUGUCUCCGUUACGGCAAACAGUCGAAGGAACGGCUGGAGAACGGAUACAAGGCUAGGAAAAAGUACAAAGCCCCGGCUCCGCCACCGGCAUCCGCUGCUUCGAAUCUCGUCGACGAAACGUUGCCCAGCGGCGUCGGCGAUGAUCGUUCCACGCGAGAAUUCGACACUCGUCUCUAUCCGCAUUCUCAAUUCGACCACCAGCAGCACCAUCAUCGUUAUCGAGUUUUGCCGCCUCCGCGGAGAUCUCGGCUGUUCAAGACUCGCGCCGAGUCGAAAAAGGCUCAGAUCAGUUGGCAAUUGUCGUCGCCUCUGCCGGACCAUGAUCGCGAACAGCCACGGCUCGAGCAACGCGAAUCCACCACUCGUUGGACCGACGUUGUUCCUUCUCCUCGGAAAACGGAACAACGCGUCGACCACGCGAUUGCCAGCCAACCGGCCGUCGACAGACACGAUCGGGAUCACGAUCGGGACCGCGAUCGGGACCGCGAUCGGGACCGCGAUCGAGUUCGAUGUUCCAACGUCGAUCAACUUCGGCGUCGUUCGAAGCUACCCGAUCACGGAAAGAACACGCUCCAAAGAAGCAUGAGCAGUCCGGAGUUUCAAGCGGAGUUGAUCCGAGUGGCCAAGAGCGUUCGCGACAAGUUGGACGCGAGCGGAAAAACGGUCGACGAAGCGACGCACGAUCGCCGAUGCGACAGAUUCGACGCGGAAACCAACGGGUUUGCGCGACGUCCGAGUCGUCGACGGAAUCAGAUCGUGAACGAUUGCGAGAGGAGUGGCGGUCGUCGGGGUGAUCGAUCCGUGGAACGAGCGGGUAAUUCCUAUCCAGCCGACGCUGGCGGAAGUCGCGAGGACGCCGUUGAUCGCGAUGGGAUCGGUAAACCGGAUCGUUCGGCGAAAGACGGGGUUCGCGCUGCCCGACCCCUCGACGGCGUCGAGUCGAACGAGCGUCGGCGACUCGGAAACGCGGACAACUCGAAUCCUGGAGGAUGGAACGAGCGUCGAUCCAAGGUCUCUACCGUGAAGCAGCCGCUCGAUCGCAAGUGGACCGAUACCGCGGUAACGGAGAAAUCCGACGCGGAAUCCCGAGGCAACGAAUACGUCGAAGAGACGAGCAACUCGGUCCCGAACGAGCUAUCCGUCGGAGAACACGACCAGCCGCGAUUUGCCGCGACCACGCAGCAACAAUCCGCUCCGAAGACGUUUUAUUUCGGCAUGAACGAGUGCUUGACCGUGACCAAGUCUCGCAACGAGGAGGACCAGGAUACGGGGAAGGAGCUCGACGUCGAUUCCAAGUUUCGUGACCGUGGCGACGGUAGACUUUCCGUCGUUCACGCCACCGCCACCGACACGGACGAUAACGAAAGAAGCGUCGUGGAGAAUAUCUCGUUGAAACUGCGACCGACCCUGCCGAAGAAGCAACUGGAGAUACCGCGGUUCUCGCCGUCGGCUGCCUGGAGAUUGCUCUCGGCGUUGGAAACGCCGGGCCCUAGUAUGAGCACUGCCAGCGAGGAGAUGCCGGUGAUGUUCGAGGAACGAAUAGAACGUUUGUCGAGACCACCGCCACCUUUCCCGCUCUCGUUGGGACCUCGAAGCUGGCACGACAAGUCCGGAGAUUCCGGCAUAUCGGGGGAUGCGGGUGCCGCGAACGAAGAUUCCCUCGACGUAAGUACGAUCAACCGAAUGAAAACGACCGUGACGAGGCCUACUUGGACACCGCAGCAAGAUCUCGGAGAGGAAUCGAGCAGCGACGCGGGAGUUGACUCGCCGCCACCUCUACCCACCCCGUUGAAGUAUCAUUCUCCCCGAGGUCACGUCUUCUCCCUUUCGUUGCCGAGAGACGAAGCCAGAACGUUGUGUCUCUGUGCUCCGGAACCCAAGGCCAGGGAAGCGUCCGCGUUUAAUUCGCUCCAGAAGCUCAAGCGAUCGGUAUCGGGAGCCUUCGGUAUCGGCACGCACGAUCAUCAGAAAAAGUCCACCCGCGACGUUCUCGACGACAACUGGUUGUUAUCCACCAGCGCGCCGACUUCGUUGCAGCACAAUCGCGUUCGUAUCGAAACGUCGCGUGUCUCGCCCUCCGUUUGGCGACCGUUCCCUUCUCGAGACGAUCGUCGUCGCGUCGGUCGUCGCGUACGACGUCAGCUCGCUAGCGACGACGGUGACGAGCGUGACGACGAGGACGAUGACGACGACGACGACGACGACGACGAUGAGGUGGACAACGACCCCGAUGUCGAUAAUGCCGUGGAUGUCGAUGUGCCGGAGCACGAGGACGAGGAGCAAGUGUCACGCGCCAACGACGCGAUCGAACGCGGCGAAAAAGUCAAAGGGAACGAUUUUCCGGUCAUCAUGAAACCACCGUCUUUCUCCUACCUUACACCGGGCGGUCACGUUAUGUAUCUACCAGAAGCGAACGAAGAUACGGAAGAUCGAGUGCAAAAUUUCGACCGCUCCAUCGAUUACCCGAGAACAUCGAUGCCGAUUCGUGGAAGCAAUGGUGUAAAACGAAUCGGUUCUUUUCGAUUAAACGCUUACAAGAAUGUCGACGAUGACGACGACGACGACGACGACGACGACGGCGACGGCGACGGCGACGACGAUGACGACGAUGAAAACGUGGACCAAGACGAGAACGCUGUAGCGAUUCGUCGCACUGCGGAGAAAGAAGGAGAGGAAAAGGAGCACGAGGACGUGCACCAGGAAGAAGACAAGGGCAAAGGCGGUAACGCAGUGUCGAGGCGACGAUGUAAAAAUUUGAAGAAUCGCAUCGGUGCUAACGAUUCCAAAGAAUCCAAGGAAUUCUCCGGUUGCCCGGAAUCGCGCGAAAACGCGAGUGAACCGAAGCAAAGAAGAACGUUCUCGCCUGCCUUCAACGAGGAACGAACGACCACGACUCCGUGGACUGGAUCGGAGCAACCGUCCUGCCCGGAUGCCAAAGGGACGAAACCGCAACGGAAGAACAAUUCGAGGAGCCGUAGGUUCACCUUUCAGUCGACGGUCAGGCAAAUAGAGAGACGGCGACUAGCCGAGAAACUAUCGAGGGAGGUCGAAGCGAAGGAGCGUCAAAGGCGAGGUGAACUCGAGGCGAUGCGUAAAGUGGAGGAAGAGUUUCAGCGAAAACGCGCGAAAGAGAAGGCGAAUAUCAGGCAACAGUUGCGCCUGUUCAAGGAAAUGGAGGAGAGUUUCAAUAGCCUGCCAACCCCCGACUGGGAUGGUUCACAGUUGUCCCGGGCUGAUCCGGACGGUGCGCCCUCAUCCACCGCAUCCUCUCCGACUUCGUUACCAGCUGCAAACUCCUCCACCGUCGCACCUGGUAAACGUGCCACUACCGGCGACACCGAUUCCACCAAACAGUCUCGCGUCGAACGAAAAGGCUACCGACCCAAGUACUACGACUGGCCACCGGAUACUUCCAAUCAUUUAGAUUACAGACAAACCACCGUUCAUCCGAAGAUCGUUUGCGAUAUUCCCAAAAGUUCACCCGUUUUCGUCGAUGCGAACAUCGUUCAUCCUACCGGAAAACCGACAACGUCCAACUCCACUCCAAAGUCGGACAACUACAGGAAAGAUUUCGCCCACGGCACGGUGGUGGUAACCAGAACCUCGUUCGCGAGCAGCGACAGCGAACUCUCGCAACCGAACACGAGGCCACAUUCCAGGCAAAACGGAAUCAAGAGCAAACCUCAACGACUUAGCGAGACAAAUGGAACGAAGACAAACAGCGAACAAACGUUGAGCAGGUCCAGUAGUCCAGCGCGAAGCGAGGAAGCAGCAACGUCGGAAGAAGAUUUGCCGCUGCCGGUGGAACCAACGAAACAUCCGAGGAAUCCGAUCCACGAUUUUAUACUAAGCGGAGUACAACCGUUCACGAAACGGAAAACGUAUAGGCCGAUUUCUUUUAAUCCUCGUCCACCUCCGCCCAUUCCAACGAUGAUUUGGUGCAACAAUCGUCUCGGUGCCGCUUACUAUAAUAUCGUUACGUCCGAAUUAUUCGUCCUAGAAGACACGGUGGACGACGUUGAACGUUUCGACGUGGCCAGAGCUCUGUACAAACAAUGCUUACCGCGUUACGUGCUUAUAAGCGCUGCGGCACCAGCUUCUUUUUCCAACGCCGUAAAGAGGAUAUUGACAGAGGCAACGAAUGGAGGAACAAAUUCGUUCGAUUCGCGCGAAAGCGUGUAUAACGCAGAGUUGAAAAUAAUUUGCAAAAAGGAGCUCAACUACGAACGAUGCUCUCAUCGAGUGAGAUGUCUUCGACUCGACUACGAGCCAAAGAACAUCACCAACGUGAACAGGUUGACAUUUUUGAAUAGUAUACUGAAUUUCAAAUGCUGCGCGAUGAUUCACGCGUUGGGUUCUCUGCUGUUGUUCAUCGAUAAAAAUUGGAACAACAUCGCAUUGGAUCCGUCCGGGAAACCAUCUUUCGUAUCGCUAAAUUACCUUAACCUCCAAGAUUUGGUCAUGGUGGACGAGGAUACUUACAAAGCGUUAAACAUCGUUUCGUCCAAGGAUCAUCCGAGCCUUUUCAAAUUUGGCAAAACGAUCACGACGACAAGGGGAGUGAGCCUAUUCUCGCUAAUGAAUCGUUACUGCCAUUCUAGACCAGGAGUUCAGUUUCUAUGGAAAACGUUGCAUCAUCCAACGCGAAACCUCGCUGUGCUCGAGCAACGAUUAAACACGAUCGAAUUUUUUCUCGAUACGAACAAUCAAAGUGUCGAGGAAAAUCUAUCGACCUGCUUGAGGCAGGUGUACCGUUUGACCAACACCGUACUCGCCUGUUGUUCCGGACCGCAAGCAAAACCGUCGCAUUGGCACAAACUGCACAAGACCAUUUCGCACGUAAUUUGCAUCGCUGACAUAUGCGGAGAAUACGCGGAAAAGAUGCUACUGUUCAAACAAAUCGCCGAAAGCGUCACGACCGAGAUUCAAUACAUCAAGUAUUUCAUCGAGUACAUAGUAGAUUUUAACGAGAGCAGACGCGAAAGGAAGCUCGUGAUUAAACCAAACGUCGACCCUUUGUUGGACGAACUGAAUCACGUGCGACGCACUUUGCCGGAAUUGUUGACGCGAAUGGGUGAGAAAGACAUGCGAGAACAUCUUCCGCCUUCCGUUACGGGUUGUAACAUGCUGUAUUUGCCAAAUAUCGGCUACGUAUUAGCGAUAAACAAAUGGAACCCGACUCCACCCGAGGACGAGACCUUUCCAGGUUUGGAAUUCAAAUUCAGCAUCAACCAAGUGCAUUAUUACAAAAGCUCUUCGGCGAGAGAGCUAGACGAAACCGUGGGUGACAUUAUAUUGAAAAUAGCCGUUCGACAAAAUCAUAUCGUGCAAAAAUUAAUACGAUACAUAAAGAAGCAUACCGGAACGAUUUUACGUACGAUUCAACUCUGCGCCGAACUAGACACUCUUCUGGCGUUCUCCAAAGUGGCGCGUGAUUACAAUUACACCAGGCCAUACGUAACCGAGUCAAAGAUCAUAGACGUGAUCGAAGGACGGCACCCGUUGAUGGAAUGCGCGACCACGUUUGUGCCGAACGAUAUACGUUCCGGGAACGGCCAGAGCUUGAUCAAAGUUGUAACAGGACCGAAUUCUUGCGGCAAAAGCGUCUACCUGAAACAGAUCGGACUCAUAGUGUUUAUGGUUCACGUAGGUUGUUACGUUCCUGCAAAAUUCGCCACGGUAGGUACAGUUUCCCGGAUAUUGACUCAAAUGUCGAACACGGAAAGUAUCGGACUGAACGCGAGCUCGUUUCUGCAAAAUUUGCGUCAGAUAAACGUAGCCCUACGCGCAUCCAUGCCGGAUUCGCUCGUGAUAUCGGACGAAUUGGACAGAGGAACGUCCGAAGUUAGCGGAUUGUCGCUAAUCGCAGCCGUGCUGAACACAUUCGCCGAAAGGGGUUCGGAUUGUCCUCACGUAUUUGUCGCGACUCACGCGUACAGCGUAUUAACGCUGCUCCCUCCCGAAACUCCCCUCAUCGAGACACAAACAUUCGAAUACACGAUCGACGAAGACGAAUCGUUGGCCUUUCUCUACCGUCUAAUCAACGGCAGUACUACGCGCAGUUUAGCACAUUACGUAGCGAGAAUGGCGGAAUUGGAGGAAAACGUGGUGAAACGCGGUUUAGAGACGUUCGAGAAGAUGAAACAACACGAUUUACCACCGAGUAUCUAUCCUCGACUAGACAGAUUUAAAGCGAUCGCAGAUCUGCUCGAAACGACGAGCAGCAAUCAACUCGAUUCGAACGAAUUGAAGAAGUUGGUCCGACAAUCCGUGUUUCCGUUAUAAGCCGUGUUCGAUUAAACGCAAACGAUACGGUAAACGAUCCUCUGUUACGAUAAAGGUGAAUCGAUAAA
Eufriesea mexicana is the source of this 7044-nucleotide messenger RNA. RefSeq lists its product as uncharacterized. Gene Ontology annotation, cellular component: nucleus. Gene Ontology annotation, molecular function: mismatched DNA binding; ATP-dependent DNA damage sensor activity; ATP binding. NCBI's taxonomy places the organism in Eukaryota, Metazoa, Arthropoda, Insecta, Hymenoptera, Apidae. The transcript has 20 exons. The record is from RefSeq and is a predicted model, not a curated record. Bases 101 to 6976 code for a protein of 2291 amino acids. Gene Ontology annotation, biological process: chiasma assembly; mismatch repair.